AUGCCCCAAGAAAGCAGCCUUAGGGCAGAGAUUGGAUCACUCUCCAGCUGGCAAGGAGAGCCCCAGCUGAGUGGAUUGUUGGCCACAGAUUGUCUCUGGCACAAGGUGGUGGCUCAAGUGCUGAAUAUUGCACAGGCUUUUUUCAAAGACCCAAAUGUUAUUCCCAAUUUGAAGUUACUUUCAGAUUCUGGACAGUGGAUUACAUUAGGAACUGAAGUGAAAAAAAUUGAAGCCAUAAAUGUUCCUUGCACACAGCUUCAAUGUCAUUUUAAACGGUUAUACAAUGAAGAUAUUGUACGAGACAGUGGACAUAUUGUUAAAUGUUUAGAUUCUUUUUGUGAUCCCUUUCAUAUUUCUGAUGAGUUACGAAAGGUUUUGCUAGUGGAAGACUCAGAAAAAUAUGAAAUAUUCAGCCAACCAGAUAGAGAAGAGUUCCUCUUUUGUCUUUUCAAACAUCUUUGCCUUGGUGGAGCCCUUUGUCAAUAUGAGGAUGUGAUUAAUCCAUAUCUGGAAACAACAAAGCUUAUCUAUAAAGAUCUAGUAAGUGUUCGAAAGCAUCCUCAGACCAAGGAAAUACAAAUUACCUCUUUCAUCUUUAAAGUUACAGCAUAUGAUUCUGAUGGUGUGUGCUACCCUUCAAGAAAAAGUCAUGAACAGACAUUUUCUUACUUUAUUGUGGAUCCUAUCAUGCGUCAUGUUCAUGUUUUAUACCACUGUUAUGGCGUGGGAGAAAUGUCUUAGCAGUAUUCUUUCAGAUAAUCUAUAUUUACUACAUUUUUAUUUACCAAUUUUUAUUUUAGUACUUACUUAUAGAUAAGCAAUUACUUUGCAAGGUAAUUAAGGUAAAAUGUAAAGAACCCACUUAGAGCAGAAGCAAAUGCCAAGAUGCUUUUCU
Messenger RNA from Myotis lucifugus (little brown bat), 895 nucleotides. It is a transcript of the gene CFAP300, whose product is annotated as chromosome unknown C11orf70 homolog. The record is from RefSeq and is a predicted model, not a curated record. The transcript has 6 exons. Lineage: Eukaryota; Metazoa; Chordata; Mammalia; Chiroptera; Vespertilionidae. The coding region runs from base 1 to 741 and encodes 246 amino acids.